Molecule: messenger RNA, 1999 nt
Organism: Nylanderia fulva
Lineage: Eukaryota; Metazoa; Arthropoda; Insecta; Hymenoptera; Formicidae
Source: RefSeq, a predicted model, not a curated record
AAUUCAUCCCAAAUUCGAGUGUGUUCUCUCAGUAGAUUAAGUUCUGUGCGGUUAUAAUUGUUUGCUAAGAUGCAGGAGUCUCCAAAUUUUCACGAUAAUAUUACGCUUAAGUUGACAAGCGAGCAAAAGCAAUAUGCGGCGAAGGUUUUAAAUGAAUCUGACAAAAAUCGAGAAAAUGCCAUCGCGGAAAUUAAAUAUUGGAUUCAAGAGAGCGACAUACGUGCACGAACUGAUGACUUUUUCAUUUUGCGAUUUUUGAGAGCCUGCAAAUUUAAUAUCGAGAAAACUAAGACAAAAAUGCAAAAUUAUCAAAUGCAACGAGCUAAAAUACCGGAGUGGUAUGCGGAUCGAGAUCCACUACAACCGAAAAUGCAGGAAUUGCUUAAUUUGGGAAUUUGUUUACCCUUGCGAAAAUUGGACGAUCAAGGAAGAUUGGUAAUCGUCAUUCGCCUUGUGUAUGAUCCACACGUAUUUACAUUAGCAAAUGCAGCUAAGGUCACAACUUUGGUCGCAGAUGUGAUCUUAAGAGACAGCGUUGAAACAUCCUUGUAUGGUUUAGUACUAAUUAUGGAUUUAGGAGAUGUAACUUUGCGUCACGUCGCUCAAUUAACACCUUUCGUUGUAAUGAACGUGAUUCAUGCGUAUCAAGGUUGCUACCCCGUAAGAAUACAAUUGCUCAACUAUAUCAACGUGCCGGGAUAUGCUAAAUUUAUUCUGGAGCUUACCAAAUAUUUUUUGAAUAAAAAACUGAGGGAAAGAUUUCAUUUCUAUUCGCGCAAGACAACACAUGAUUCUUUCAAAGAUGUGCCAGUUAAUAUUUUACCGGUAGAAUAUGGCGGAACUGAUGGUACAAUUCAAGAAUUAAUAGAAUUUUGGAAGAAAGUAGUUGAAGAGAAUCACGAAUGGAUUAUCGAUGAUGAAAAAUAUAAACCAAUUUUGAAAAGUUCUGCGAUUAUUGUUACGAUGGCUAAAUCUCAAAAUUCGUCCGAUAAAUUUCUGCUUAAGUUGAUGGGUGAGCAAAAGGAAUACGAAGCAAAGGUUUUAAAUGAAUCUGACGAAGGUAGAGAAAACGCUAUCUCGGAGAUUAAGCGAUGGAUUCAAGAGAGUGAUUUGCGCGCACGAACUGAUGACUUCACCAUUUUGCGAUUUUUGAGAGUCUGCAAAUUUAAUAUCGAGAAAACUAAAACAAAAAUGCAAAAUUAUCAAAUGCAACGAGCUAAAUUACCAGAAUGGUAUGCAAAUCGAGAUCCACUACAACCGAAAUUACAGGAAUUGCUUGAUUUGGGUAUUUGUUUACCUUUGCGAAAAUUGGACGAUCAAGGAAGAUUGGUAAUCAUCGUUCGUCUUGUGCAUGACCCACACGUAAUUACAAUAACAGAAGUAGUUAAGGUCUUCUUUAUAGUCAUAGACAUAAUCUUAAGAGAUAGCGUUGAAGCAUCCUUGUACGGUGUAGUACUGAUUGUGGAUUUAGGCGGUGCAACUUUGCGUCACGUCGCUCAAUUAACACCUUCCGUUCUAAUAAACGCGUUGCACGCGUGGCAGGGUUGCUACCCCAUAAGAAUGAAAUUGCUCAACUAUAUCAACGUGCCGGAAUAUGCUAAAUUAAUUCUGGAGCUUACCAGAUUUGUUUUGAAAAAAAAACUGAGGGAAAGAUUUCAUUUCUAUUCGCGCCAGACGGCGCAUGAUUGUUUCAAAAAUAUGCCAGUUAAUAUUUUGCCGGUCGAAUAUGGCGGAACUGAUGGUACAAUUCAAGACAUAAUAGAAUAUUGGAAGAAAGUAGUUGAAGAGAAUCGCGAAUGGGUUAUCGAUGAUGAAAAAUAUAAACCAAUUUUGAAGUAGUCAUCAAAAUGGAAUGGAAUAAACUAAAAUAUUUAUAUACACAUUACUAUGUUUUAACGCACACCGCAAAAAUAUAUUUUGAUAUUUUGGAAAACAGGAAGUAACGGAGAAUAUAAUUAAGAAAUGUAGAAUUAAUGGGCUUGAAAUAAAUUAAUAUCUU